Messenger RNA from Postia placenta MAD-698-R-SB12, 1134 nucleotides. RefSeq lists its product as hypothetical. Lineage: Eukaryota; Fungi; Basidiomycota; Agaricomycetes; Polyporales; Adustoporiaceae. The transcript has 4 exons. The record is from RefSeq and is a predicted model, not a curated record. Gene Ontology annotation, molecular function: metal ion binding; oxidoreductase activity, acting on CH-OH group of donors. The coding region runs from base 1 to 1134 and encodes 377 amino acids.
AUGCCCAACCCCAACCGUAUUACAGAACGCCUUUUCCAGUCGCCGUCCAAAUACAUCCAGGGGCCCUCAGCCAUUCACAAUGCACCGAAGUACCUCGCGGCAUUCGGUACCGCCCCUCUGUUGCUCUCCGACGAACUUGUCUACGGAAUUGCCGGGAAGGAGCUCACCACGACACUAGAAGCAGCCAAGUUCAAGGUGACCAGGGGCAUCUUCGGUGGAGAAGCUUCAAAAGACGAGAUCAACCGCCUCACGAGCCUCAGCAAGUCCCACUCCGUCGACUUCAUCGUCGCCCUAGGCGGUGGCAAGACGAUUGAUACCGCGAAAGCUAUCGCGGACGACCUUGGGCUGCAGGUCGCGGUUUUGCCGACGACGGCUUCUACGGACGCACCCUGCUCCGCCCUCUCGGUACUGUACACCCCGAACGGCGAGUUCGAGAACUACCGCUUCUACUCGAAGAACCCGAACACCGUGCUUGUCGACACCAGCGUCGUCGUCAAGGCCCCGUACCGCUUCCUCGCAGCCGGUAUUGGCGAUGCCAUCGCGACGAACCUCGAGGCCAAGUCGGCGCGCAACAGCCCGAACUUCGGCGGCGGGCUGCCCACGGAGGUGUCUGCUGCUAUCGGCGCCAAGUGCGAGGAGAUUCUGUUCAAAUAUGGCAAGCAGGCUGUCGAGGCGAACAAGGCGGGGGCAGUAACUCCAGCGUUCGAGGCCGUCGUCGAGGCGAACACCCUUCUAUCUGGCCUAGGCUUCGAGUCGGGAGGACUAGCCGCCGCGCAUGCCAUCCACAACGGACUGACAGCUAUUCAUAGCGAGGCUCUCCAUAAGAUGAUGCACGGCGAAAAGGUCGCCUUCGGCACGGUCUGCCAGCUCGUCCUUGACAACGCAUCCUCGUCGGAGAUAGACCGCUACCUCGAGCUGAUGACCUCCGUCAGCCUCCCCGUGACACUCGCAGAGCUGGGCAUCGGCCAGGCGUCGGACGAGGAGCUGCACCGCGUCGCGAAGCUUGCGUGCGCGCCGAACGAGACGAUCUGGAACAUGGACCGCGUCAUCACACCCGAGAUCGUCUUCCACGCGAUCCGGGGCGCAGACGCGGUGGGCAGGGAUUACAAGGCGCGUAAAGGCUUGAAGGCAUAG